Molecule: messenger RNA, 2118 nt
Organism: Arabidopsis lyrata subsp. lyrata
Lineage: Eukaryota; Viridiplantae; Streptophyta; Magnoliopsida; Brassicales; Brassicaceae
Product: NAC domain-containing protein 16
Exons: 5
Coding region: 232-1953 (573 amino acids)
Biological process (GO): regulation of DNA-templated transcription
Molecular function (GO): DNA binding
Source: RefSeq, a predicted model, not a curated record
UCCCAAAAUCAUUCUUUUGACUCAAUCCAAAAUCUUUCUCCUUUAUCUAUAUCUCUCUCGCCGAUCAAAAACCCUAGAAUUUUCAAUUCUCGCUCGCCGCGGUUUCUUCCAUUGUUAUGUACGUUUGAUCUCGUUGUCUCCACUGAAAGAGACGAAGAGAGAAAGAAGGUUUUAGGUUGUGUUCUGUUUUUAAGGGUUUACUUCUCGUUGACCCGAUCGAUUGUUACGGAGAUGGUUGAUUCUUCUCCUGAUUCGUGUUUCAAAGCUGGUAAGUUUAGCGCUCCAGGUUUUCGAUUUCACCCGACUGAUGAAGAGCUUGUGGUUUAUUAUCUUAAGAGGAAGAUCUGUUGUAGAAAACUUAGAAUCAACGCCAUUGGUGUCGUUGAUGUUUACAAAGUCGAUCCUUCUGAAUUGCCUGGUCUAUCGAUGUUGAAGACGGGAGAUCGACAGUGGUUCUUUUUCACUCCAAGGAAUAGGAAGUAUCCAAACGCAGCUAGGUCAAGCAGAGGUACUGCUACUGGGUAUUGGAAGGCAACGGGAAAGGAUCGAGUCAUUGAGUACAAUUCCAGAUCGGUUGGACUCAAGAAGACUCUUGUUUUCUAUAGAGGUCGGGCUCCUAAUGGUGAGCGAACUGACUGGGUGAUGCACGAGUACACGAUGGAUGAAGAAGAGCUUGGGAGAUGUAAGAACGCCAAGGAGUAUUAUGCUCUUUAUAAGCUGUACAAGAAAAGUGGGGCUGGUCCCAAAAAUGGUGAACAGUAUGGUGCUCCGUUUCAAGAAGAAGAAUGGGUUGAUAGUGAUAGUGAAGACGCAGAUAAUGUUGCUGCACCGGAGUAUCCUGUGGUUCGUUAUGAGAACAGUUGUCGUGUGGAUGAUACUAAAUUUUGCAGUCCUGUCAAUCUUCAGUUAGAGGAUAUCGAGAAGCUUCUCAAUGAAGUCCCAGAUGCACCCGGGGUUAACUCAAGACAAUUCAAUGAGUUUGUUGGUGUUCCGCAGGGUAAUAGCGCAGAAGUGAUAGAAAGCACAUUGCUGAAUAAUUCUUCUGGAGAGUUUCUUGACCCCCGGAAAAUUGGAGUGUUCUUGCCAAAUGGCCAGCCAUACAACAGGCACUCGAGUUUUCAGUCCCAACUGAAGUCAGCAAACUCAUUUGAGGCUACCUCUGGUAUGGCACCUCUUCUAGAUUUUGAGAAGGAGGAGGACUACAUUGAAAUGGAUGAUCUUCUGAUCCCUGAACUCGGAGCUUCUCUAACUGAGAAAUCCACAGAGUUCUUGAGACAUGGUGAAUUUGGUGAUGUUAAUGAAUAUGACCAAUUGUUCCAUGACAUUCCCGUGUCUUUGGAUGACCCUGUUUUUCAGGGAACUUCUACAAAUCUGUCUUCUCUGAGUAAUUUUACUAAUAACACAUCAGACCAGAGACAGCAAUACCUUAAUCAACAGUUUCAGUACCAGGCCCCUGAGAACCAGCUGAAUAACUUCAUGUAUCCUAGUACCACUAUUAAUCAGUUCACUGACAAUAUGUGGUUUAAAGAUGAUCAGGCUGCUCUCUUUGUUCAACCACAAUCUUCUUCUGGAGCAUUCGCUUCACAGUCAACAGGUGUGAUGCCUGAGUCUAUGAAUCCCACUAUGAGUGUAAAUGCCCAAGACAAGGAAGGCCAAAAUGGUGGUGGAACAAGGAGCCAGUUCUCAUCAGCUCUGUGGGAAUUAUUGGAAUCAAUACCAUCUACACCAGCCUCGGCCUGUGAAGGUCCUCUUAACCAGAACUUUGUGCGUAUGUCUAGCUUCAGCCGGAUCAGGUUCAACGGAACGUCAGUGACUAGUAGAAAAGUCACUGUAGCAAAGAAGCGUAUCAGUAACAGAGGUUUUCUUCUGUUAUCAAUAAUGGGUGCUUUGUGUGCCAUCUUCUGGGUGUUCAUAGCCACAGUUGGAGUUUUGGGAAGACCUGUCUUGUCGUGACCUAGACUCUUGUUUCAGGAUAAAUUAGAAGAAAGCAUGAUCCUCAUUAGUGAUCACGGAAUUGAUAUAUGAAUCUUUGGUUAUGUAUAGAGUUUAAUUCUUAACAAAUGGCUUUUUUUUUUCUUCUGGAUUCUCUGAUGCUUUUGAUUGCAUAUCUUAUGGGUU